AUGAAUCAAAUCCUUGAAGCGGUGCGCUAUUGGCUCGGCAGUGCAAAGCAGACUUCGCGCCGAAAUGAUCUCGACCCGUAUGAAGCUUUUCCGGUCCACUUUAUAGAUCAAGCUGGAAUCAUUCGAGAUUCUAUCAUCACCUACACUUUUCGAUACAAUUAUAUCCUGGAACCAACCAAGCUUCAAGAUGCUUUGGUCCGGUUGCUGCAGUCUGGGGAUUGGCGAAAAAUGAGCGGCCGCUUACGCCGCCAGAUUGACGGACAGCUCGUCAUUCACGUCUAUGCCAAUGUCAAGGAUCACCCUCCGAUCCGUUUCUCGCACGUCUCCUAUGACGUCCCCGUCCAUGAACACCCGUUAGGAUGCCGCCUGCCUCAGCCCACCGGCUCGACCCCGUCGAUUCAGGAAGGCUGGCAUCAGUUUCGGGCCUUCAGCGUGCCGCCGGAUCUCCCCAAUCAUAUCAGCCACUACUUGCGGAGCGACGAGCCGCUUUUGUCGCUGCGCAUCGUCUCCUUUGCGGAUACCACCCUGGUUUCCAUCACGUUUCCCCACGCCGUCACCGACGCGAUGGGCACGGCGGGCUUCCUGCGAGCCUGGUCGGCGAUGCUCCGGGAACGUCCCGAUGAGGUCCCGCCGCUGCUCGGGGCCAAGGCGGAUAUCCUGGCAUCGGUGGGCUCCGGCGACGACGAGCAGGCUCAGUGCCCCUACGUCCUGGAGCACUGGCGGCUCCGGGGCCUGGCCCUGGUCCGACUGAUCUUGCGGGUCGGGUGGGAUCGUCUCACAGAACGGAACAUCCAGGUCCGCACCAUCUACCUGCCGGUCGCGUUCGUCGCGGAGCUGCGGCAGAUCGCCCAGUCGGAAUGCAGCCACCAGCCUGGGAAGGAGGAGAAGAGUGCUCCCACGUUCCUCAGCGACGGCGAUCUGAUCGCCGCCUGGGGCGCCCAGAUGAUUCUCUGCGCCCGGGCCCAGCGGCAACGGCCGGCGAUCAUCUGCAACGUGUUCGACCUGCGCCGUCGCGUCGCGGGGCUCUCCCCGCGGUCCGGGGGCGUCUUUCUGCAGAACCUAAUUCUUCCCGUCACCACGGUGAUCGGGCCCGCUCCCCACGGAGAAGACUCGUCCAUCGUCUCCGUGGGCCACCUCGCCUGUCGCAUCCGGCAGACCAUCUGGGAGCAGGCCACGGAUGGGCAGGCGCGCCGGCUCCUGCGGGUCGUGCGCGCGACCAUCGCGAAGACCGGGCUGAUGCCCUUGUUCGGGAGGGCCGAUGCCACCAUCAUUGCCUGCACGAAUUGGUCCAAGGCCAACUUUCGAGAUGCCGCACACUUCGGCCCAUCAGCGGCUCGGCACAGCAGCGGUCCGGAGGACGAGUCCGGGGCCUGUGUCGCGUAUGCAGGGACCACCAUGGGCACCACCGAUCACCCGCGCGAUACAUUAGUGAUUUAUGGACAGGACAACGCCGGGAACUAUUGGAUUCAUGGAUACCUGCGGGACGAAACAUGGACCCUGAUUCAGAGAGUUUUUGGUUCACGUCAGCCGGGAGCAAGCACCUAG
Molecule: messenger RNA, 1545 nt
Organism: Aspergillus affinis
Lineage: Eukaryota; Fungi; Ascomycota; Eurotiomycetes; Eurotiales; Aspergillaceae
Exons: 1
Coding region: 1-1545 (514 amino acids)
Molecular function (GO): acyltransferase activity, transferring groups other than amino-acyl groups
Source: RefSeq, a predicted model, not a curated record